Aethina tumida (small hive beetle) is the source of this 7350-nucleotide messenger RNA. Its product is annotated as remodeling and spacing factor 1. The record is from RefSeq and is a predicted model, not a curated record. Gene Ontology annotation, biological process: regulation of DNA-templated transcription. Gene Ontology annotation, cellular component: RSF complex. NCBI's taxonomy places the organism in Eukaryota, Metazoa, Arthropoda, Insecta, Coleoptera, Nitidulidae. The transcript is spliced from 17 exons. Bases 223 to 6795 code for a protein of 2190 amino acids.
UGCGCCAUCUACCGCCCCAAACAUAGAACUGGGCAAUAUGUUCAGUAACUCGUACUCGGAUUUGUUUUGAAACAGUAAAAAUUUAUUCUUAGUGCCGUUUUACGAAAAAUGUCCGCGAAUCAGCCGUAAGUGUGCCGGUGUGUAGUGUCGACGACGUGAAUCCCUAUAUCGAUUCCGUUCGCGAGUUACUACGGCUUUAAAGCACCAUUGUAGCGGCUAGCAAUGGCGUCUGAGCACGAAGCUUCGUGUGAAAACGAUCCGAAUUUUCCCGUUAUAUGUGCUUUCCUCGAACGAUUCGGGACUCUGUGUGGAUUGACCGACAUCGAUUUCCUGGAACUUCAGAAAUGGCUUGAGGACACCACCGAAGUAUCUAAAGAAUUAUUUACCAUCUUAGUAAAACUUCUCAGAAAGUCCAGAAAAACCGUUAACAUAGAUAAAUGGGAAAAAGCUCUAGUAAACUUUUGCUAUGGAUAUUCUUCACAGGACGCUUGGGAAUUCGAACGUUUUGGAUUCAAGAAAGCUAAACUGUCUGUUAAAAUUAGGGCGUUGAAGGAAUUACUGGAAACACAAUUUGAUACACACAUCAAAUUUAAAAAUGAGAUAAACAAGAUGACUUCUGACGAUCUUAGAUCAAAACCACUUGGUCGUGACAAACAUGGACAUUCUUAUUGGUUCAUGAAUGAUGAAAACUACCAAAUUAGAGUCUAUAAAGAAGACUGUGAUGAAGAAACAAUAACUCUUGUCGCAAAGGAUAGGGAAGGAUUGUUAAAAUUAAUUACAGAAUUGGGCGGGGACAGCGACUCAAAGGGUACCUCGGAAGAUAGUAACAGUCUAUCGGAGAAACCAUUGCUGGACACUGGUCAGACAGACUCGAAUUCAGAGGAUGUAAACAUAUCAACAGUUGAUAAGAGUAAACUGGUGUUUAAGGAUAUCUCCAUAAAAUUAAAGAAGGCAGAUAUACCUAAUUCGCCACAAGUAAAAGAAGAAAAUGAAAAUGGUCAAGAUGAAACCAAAAAUAAUGGUAAGAGGAAAACGGAAGACCAUGAAGAAGUGGAAGCUAAAAGGGUUAAAGAAGAAGAAGAAUCUGCUGGUGACAUUAAAAAUGAAGAAUCAGAAGGCAGUAAAGACCAUGGUUCUACAGAACAUAAUAAAACUGAAGAAAACAUAGUUAGUGAGACUAUUGAGGAACCUGUUAUGAAGGUGGAAGGUGAAGGAGCAGGUGCAGACAAUGAAGCAGUUUUUGGUUUGGAUCCAAUAGUUGGUGACACUAUUGAAGAAGAAGUUAUGUACUUUUAUGGUGAAGGCAGUGGCAGGGACUGUGAUACUGGCAAUGAGGAAGAAAAGAAGUCAGAGACUAUUCAAAACUCCAGUAUUAAUAACAAGAGUAAUCUAAAUAGUAAUAAGAGUGACAUGGAUAAUAUUAAUUGUAUGUCUAAAGAAGUUCCUAGCUCGCUAAGUACCAUUGAUAGAAAGACUGAUAAUACUCCAGAACAAGAUACAAAAAUUGUAAAUAGCGGAGAAUCAAAUUCUACAGUAUCCACUCCAAAAAAGUCUAUGUUUUUUUUUGGACCAUCCAAAACUAACUCUUUGUCCCCAAAUUUAACUAUUGGGUUUGGUCAAAAUUCAACUGUUAAGGAUUCAGAAAAAUCUGAGAAAGAUCAUGAUGAAAAUAACGUCAACAAUUCAGAAAACAGUUCAAAGGAUUUACAGAAAACAGACUUAAUAGAAAAUGGCGAGUUAAAGGAACAACAAAAAAAUGUUGAAAAGACAUCAGAUAACUUUGAGAAAAACAAAUUGAUAGAAAAAAUUGAGAAUAACACUACUAAAAUUAGUAAUGAUGUACAAUCAAUUUCAAAAGCACAAGAUGAAUCAACGUCGAAUUUAAAAGUAGAGAACGUUGAUAAUAAAGAAAAGGAUUCAAAAGAUAACAAAAUUACUGAUAAUAGUGAAAUUCAUAUAAGUGAAGAUUUAAAAACUGAUGAGGUUAAUAAUACUAAAACAGUAGAAGAGGUUAAUAAUAAAAUUGUACCUGAAGAGGUUAAGUUAGGCAAAGAAUCAAAUAUGCAAUCUUUAGAAAAAGGUAAUGAUGAAGAAGGUUCAAAAAUAUGUGAAGAAGCACAAAGUGUGGCAGAAGAUAAAAAUGCAUUGGAAAUUGUCAUAGAGACACCCUGUUUAAAGAAGGUUGCUUAUAAAUGUGGGGAGAAAGGAGAGAAGUCCUUAAAUGAAAAUUCUAAUCCAAUAGAACAAGGAGAUGAUGUAAGUGGUAGCAAAGAUAUGGCUGAUCAAAAAGUAGAAGACAAAACAGAACCUACAAUAGCAAAAGUAACUGAAAGUGAAGAAAAUCAAGAGUCAUCUAAGAAUAAGGUUAGCACUGAAGAUGAAGAAUUUGUGGAAGAUGUAAAACCUUCAGAUAAAAAAAAAUUAAUAGAUAUAUCUAUACAAGAAAAAUGUAGAGAUGAGGAUAAUAAUGUUGAAGAUGCCAAACCCUUGGAAAAACAAGUAAAUGUGGUGCAGGAUAAAUCAACACCUGAACAAGUAUUAGAAGAAGUGAAAGUGUCUGAAGAAAAAAUAAAUUCCACUAUAGACGAAGAACAUACAAAAGACGAUGAUUCAUCAAUGUCAAUAGAAUCUAAACAAAACCAGUUGUCUACUGAAGACAUAAAUGAGAAAAGUUCUCUUGACAAGUGUCAACAAGAACCAGAAGGUCCCAAAAACCCUGAAUAUAAUGAUCCAGAACUGAUUGAUAAAAUUGAACCGUCCAAGAAGAUGAAAAUGAAUGAAGAACAGGAAUGUAAUGAUGAAACAUUCGCCGAUUCAUCAGCAGGUGCCUCACCGCAAUCCGUUCUCUCCGUCGAUUGUGCAAUUGAAAGUCCGGAUAAUGAAGCUAAUGUUUCAACAGUCUUGGAAAAGGAUCCUUUGGCAGUUACUGAUGAGGACACCAAUGUGGAAGCUCCCCCACCUGCAGAGAAAUCCGUGAACCUUUUGUCACUAUCAUUCGAUUUUGUUGAAUCUCCUACCUCUGUAGCUCCCACUCUGCCUUCAAGAAGAAGUUUGAGGAAACGAGGCCACGAUGAUAACGAAUCUAAGCCCGAAUCACUAACUACUGGAAAAAAAAUGAAGCUAAAGGCCAAACGGACGGUCGAUUCGCAGCUUCGAAAAAGUAUCGAGGAUCAAGAACAUAGGAGGGUUAGUACUAGUGAGGAGGAAGACACUAAUGCAGAUGAUCAGAAAGCAUCUGAAGAAGCUACUGUACCUUCUGCUGGAAGUAACCCUAAGAAGAAAGGGGGUAGCCGCAAAAAGGGCAAGAAAAGGAGAGCAGCUCCAGUCAAAAAAGAAACGUCAAAUGCAGCAGUACAAGAAAGUGACGAGAACUCUAAAGAGAAGUUUAAGGAAGUGGCCAUGGUCAGUGACAGUAACUCUCGGCCUAAUACUCCACCCAAAAAGACACCAAAAAAGAACACAAAUUCACGAAUUUUAAAGAAUUUGGGUAUAACCGACACAAAUACAAUAGAAGAGUCUUCAGUUGGAGUGCGACAGUCUAGACGAUUGGCUCAGAUGAAGAUAAGGGAACAGGCUGAAAGCAAACUGGUUACUCAUCAAACGCAAGCGACAGAUACCAAGAAAAAAAAGGGAAAGAAAGACGACUUGGACUACAAGGCAGAAAAACGAAAAAGAAAUAAGCGCCAAGAAGAAGAUGAUGAUUUUGAUGAAUCGGUUGAUUCGAAAGAACCCAGUAAGGGAAAAAAGAAGAAAGGGUUACAAUUAAAACAAACAUUUGAUGAGAACAGACCUUGGUGUUCAAGUGAUGAAUACAGUGAUGAGGUUGAAGAAGAAGAAGAGGAAGAAAUUGAUGAAGUAGUAGAAGAGGAACUUGUUUUCAAGUCGGACCACGAGUUCUCUCCAGAGAGCGAUAUAGAUGACGGAGAUUAUAAGCCUACGAAAAGGGCAAGAACCGCAAAAAAAGAAACUGAGACUACAGUUGAAGAAGAUGAGUGUCCAUGUGAGAAAUGUGGAAAAUCUGACCACCCUGAAUGGGUUUUAUUAUGCGAUAAAUGUGACAAAGGGUGGCAUUGUUCGUGUUUGAGGCCUCCUUUACUUGUUAUACCUGAAGGAGACUGGUUCUGUCCUCCAUGUCAACAUGUAAAUCUACUACAGAGUCUGCAAGAAAAGUUAGUACAAUAUGACAAAAAAUUAAAGAAAAAAGAAAUCGAAGAUCGACGCAAGGAACGUCUUGCAUAUGUUGGCAUUAGCCUAAAUAAUGUGCUACCAACCAAAGAGGAGCCGAAAAAACCGCCAAUUAGCAAUCGUUGGGCUUUGCCCAGCGAGACGAGCAGCGAUGAGGAAUCCCACACUUUUGAGUCCAGUUCAGGAAGUGAUAGUGGUGAACCUAUAUAUCAAUUGAGGCAACGACGCCAAGCCAAAAGCUACAAAUUCAAUGACUACGAUGACCUUAUUAAAUCUGCGAUUGAAGAGGACAUGGAGGCUGCAAAAGACACAGGGUCUGUGAGCCGAGGUAAAGAUAUGCAGACAAUAGUAAAUGCUGCUAAAGAGGAAGAAAAACCUGCAAACGCUGAAAAUGCAGACGAGACUGCCCGUCAACAGACUGAAACUUUGCCGGCUCUGGUUGAGCAGUCUGAAGUGGAUAAUAGAGAGGCAGAUGGAAGUGAGGAAGAUGUUCCACCUCCAGUUGUGCCCAAAACCACGUCGCGAUUGAAAAGGAAGCCAAGAAAGUUAAAUAACUUAGAUAUUGAUAGUGAGGAUGACGCAGAGUCGGAUGAAGACUUUAAGGGCACUAGUUCUGAGUCGGAAGAAGAAGAGGACGAUGAAGAAUUAGAUUCAGAAUUUAGUGACGACUACGUAAGAGGUGGCAAACGUAAAAACACCCCAAUUCGCAGAUCAACCAGGGCACGAACAGCACGUUACAAUUCCGAUUUCAUUAAUGAUAGUGAAGAGGAUGCUCCAAUUAGAAAAAAGAAACGGUCAGUUUGGGCUUCUUCCGAAGAGACUGAAGAAUCGGAUGGAUCUUGGGGCGACCGAGGAGACAAAAAGGGAAAAUCUAAGAAGAAAAAGUCGAAAAAGAAACAUUUUGACGAUUCGGAUUUAGAAAGUUACAGAAAAAAGAAACCAAAAAUUAAAUAUGGAGGUCUUGACUCCAGCGAAGAAGAAACAGGACGUGGACGAAGAACGAGAGGAAAGAAGACAUCUUAUAUUGAUACGUUAGGAUCUGACAGUGAUGGGGACAAAAAGUCUCAAGAGUCUGAAGAAGAAUAUGUAGCAAAUGAGGACGAGUUAGACGAGGACGAAAAGGAUAGUGAGGAUAUUCCUGAAGAAAAUGACGAGUCAUCUGAUGAAGCGCCCCUCAAAGUAUCCAAGCUUAAGGCAAAAGUCAAGAAGAAAAAUGUGAUUGAAGAUGACGACGAAGACUCAUCUGAACCUGAAAAUAAAAAAGAUAAAGUAACGGUUCCCAAACCCAUUGAUACGGAGAAAAACACUACACCUGGGUUAGAAAUUUUUGGACAUAGUGCAAUAACUGAGACCAAAAUUGUUGAAGCAAGUGGACCUCCGCUUCUUGCGGCACCUGCUACUAUUCCACCACCCAAGUUGGAGGAGAAGAAAAUAAUUUAUACACCCACUAAAAUGCCUGAACCAAUAAUCAGUAACUCAGCAGCUUUUAUGCACGAUGACAGCAACGAUGAUUUAAGCGAACCACCAGCUGUAUCUCUACCCAUGUUCGCCGAACUGAUGAAACCUGAAGAUGAAAAUCCCAAGAAAAAGAAGACCGUCAAACCGAAAAAGUCGCUGGAAGAGACCCUGGCCAGCUUGGGCUGCUCCAAGGAGGUCGGGCUAGUUCGUCAGGAACAACAGCCUUCGCCCUUGGCCAUCGAUCUAAAGAAGGUAUCGCCACCUAAAUCUACGGUGAUGGGCGGUGGCACAAUCGAGAUCGCGCCUGCUCCGCAACCGUUUUCGCAGAGCGUCGGCACACCGUCGGUCAUCACCAAGAUGUUGCAGGCACCACCUGUGUCGUCUCAACAGCAACAACAUCUGGUGGGUGGUAACGCGGUCGCGGCUUCGGGAGCGUCGCCCUCAAAGCCUCAGUACGGCAUCAUAAGGCCGAAGCAGUUCGCGACAAUGGCGAAUUCGGACGACGAGGAGGAAGCGCUGUCCCAAGGCGGACAUCAGCCGCCGCCUCACGCAAGCUUCAUGUCCGUUGCAGCACCCACUACAAGAGGUGGCCCUGUUGUGCCGCCCUUCCGCCAAAUGUCUCCAGGUAUGAACCACUAUCAAAGAAGGCCUGUGGGUCCUCCACUUCCAUCGCAACUGCGACAUCCUGCCCCGCAACCUCAUAUGUAUGGGCCUCCUCCAGUUACGUCACCAGGCAUUCCGCCCGUCGUUGACCACCAUUCCAGUCCAGCGCCUCCCCCACAGCUUGUAGCACCACCCCCUGGACCCAACAAGCCUAGAUUCCCGAUGACCUUGCCAUCUAGCAUUUCCAUAAGUUCAGUACGGCCGACUAACUUGAUGGCUCCCAGGCCACCAGCCAACAGUCAUGCGCCACCUCCCCCUAUGCCGCCUUCGUAUCCACCUCCCCCUAACAGUUACUACGGAGGUGCCACUUUUGUACCGCCACCCGAGGAUGCACCCAUACCGUACCAGGAUUCGCCAUAUUCGGAUCAAUACGAAGACGCACCAGUUCAAGAAAACAGUAAUGGAAAGUCACCGGAGCAAGAGUCUGGAGAGUUUGGCGGGCUCGUAUCUUAUUUUUCGAGUCAGCACGAAGACGAUUUGGACGCGUAAUUUUCCUGAAGGACUGAUUAUACUGAAUGAAUGCUAACUGUAUUGGAAAACUAUUUUUUCCAUAAAUUUAUGUAUCUCACACUAUUAUAUUUAUUUUGAUAAAUGGAUAUACUUACAAUUUAGAUAUUUUUUAUUUAUAAAUGUACAUAAUUUAGGUUAAGCUUAAUGUUGUAAAUAUGUGUAUAUAAUACUUUUUAGAUGACUAAAUUAUGUUUACAAAUUAUGAAAUGGGAAAUGUUUUAUUAUGUUAUUACCAAAUAUAAUCUUUAGUUAAAGUGUAGAAUAUGUAUAAAAUUGUGCAUUUUUUACCAGAGUCCAAAAAUGUACAUAGGAUUAGUGAAAUGUGGAGUAAAGAAUAAAAUGAUGGAUUUAUUUUUCAUAUUUGUAGUGUAUAUGAAUUUUGAUUUUAUUCACAUCUUUAGUUCCAUUAAUUUUAUUAAUGCUAGAUGCAUUUUUUUUUAUUUUCAACUUAUAAUUGUACCAUAAAAUUUUCUAUUUUCUAUACACUUUAAAGUAUGUAAUUUACUGUAAUAAAUUAUUUGUGUAUUCAGCCUA